Fusarium keratoplasticum is the source of this 639-nucleotide messenger RNA. RefSeq lists its product as uncharacterized. Gene Ontology annotation, molecular function: glutathione binding; glutathione transferase activity. Lineage: Eukaryota; Fungi; Ascomycota; Sordariomycetes; Hypocreales; Nectriaceae. The transcript has 4 exons. The record is from RefSeq and is a predicted model, not a curated record. Gene Ontology annotation, cellular component: cytoplasm. Bases 1 to 639 code for a protein of 212 amino acids.
AUGACUCUAAAGCUCUACGGCCACCCGGCUUCCUUGUGUACUCGCCGUGUUCUGCUCGUUUUGGCAGAGAAAGGCAUCGAGUAUGAAUUUGUCAAUGUUGAUUUCAUGGUCGGAGAACAAAAGCGGGCGCCUUAUGAAGAGAGAAUGCCAUUUGGGCAGAUUCCGGCCCUCGAAGAUGGCUCACUCCGUCUCUAUGAGUCCAGAGCGAUUGCUCGUUACUUAGCCUCCCAAUACCGCAGUCAUGGAAUCGACCUCCUCCCUGCUGUUGACGAUGCCCAAGGUUGGGCCAUUUUCGAGCAGUUUGCCUCCGUGGAAUACUCUCAGUUCUUUGAUGCUGCUCUCCAAGUUUUGUGGCUGAAGCUUUUCAACCCGGCUUUUGGCAUACCUUCGGAUGAGGUUGCAACCAAGGCUGGUGUUGAAAAGCUCCACGCUAAACUUGACGCCCUAGAUAAGAUUCUGUCCAAGCAGAGCUAUCUCGGUGGCCCUGACUUUACUGUUGUGGAUAUAUUCUACAUGCCAGCUGUGAAUGCUCUUCAUCAUGCCGACGAAGGGCAAGCCUUUGAGCAGCGCAAGAAUCUUGGCGCUUGGUGGAGCAAGGUGUCCAGCAGGGAAUCUUGGAAGAAAGUCAACAAGAACUAA